Larimichthys crocea (large yellow croaker) is the source of this 3386-nucleotide messenger RNA. It is a transcript of the gene tomm70, whose product is annotated as translocase of outer mitochondrial membrane 70 homolog A (S. cerevisiae). NCBI's taxonomy places the organism in Eukaryota, Metazoa, Chordata, Actinopteri, Sciaenidae. The record is from RefSeq and is a predicted model, not a curated record. Gene Ontology annotation, cellular component: mitochondrial outer membrane. The transcript is spliced from 12 exons. Gene Ontology annotation, molecular function: transmembrane protein transporter activity; protein binding. Gene Ontology annotation, biological process: protein insertion into mitochondrial inner membrane; protein import into mitochondrial matrix. Bases 109 to 1845 code for a protein of 578 amino acids.
GAGCCCUCGGUGUGUGUGUGACCUCUCGGGGCACGGGAAGCAGUCGCUCCGCUCCUCACGCUGCUCGGUGCUCGGUGCUGCUACAGUCCGGCUAACUCUCUGUAGAUCAUGGCUGCUUCUAAGCCAGUCGAGCCGCAGUCCGGGACUGGACUCCCCCGCUGGCAGCUGGCACUGUUAGUCGGGGCUCCCAUAGUGCUGGGAGUGGGGGCGGUUUAUCUGUGGAACCGGAGCAGGACGAAGGAGAGGAAAGGCACCGGGGAGCGGAAGACACCAGAAGGCAGCGCCAGCCCGGUGCAGGGCCAAGACGGCGCAGUGCGAGCCAACCGGGAGCAGGAGAACAUGAGCCCUUUGGAUCGGGCCCAAGCAGCAAAGAACAAGGGCAACAAGUACUUCAAGGCUGGCAAGUACGAGAAUGCCAUCCAGUGCUACACAGAGGCCAUUGGUCUCUGCCCCACAGAGCAGAAGACUGAUUUAUCGACGUUUUACCAGAACAGAGCAGCAGCCUAUGAACAGCAGAUGAAGUGGACAGAAGUGGUCCAGGACUGCUCUCAGGCCGUGGAGAUGAAUCCACGGUAUGUCAAGGCUCUGUUCAGGAGGGCUAAAGCUCUGGAAAAACUAGACAACAAGAAGGAGUGCCUAGAGGAUGUCACAGCGGUGUGUAUUCUCGAGGCCUUCCAGAACCAACAGAGCAUGCUGCUAGCAGACAAAGUGCUGAAACAGCUGGGGAAAGAGAAGGCCAAAGACAAAUACAAGAACCGCGAGCCGAUGAUGCCCUCUCCUCAGUUCAUCAAAUCCUACUUUAGCUCGUUCACGGAUGACAUCAUCUCGCAGCCUCUGCAGAAAGGAGAAAAGAAAGACGAAGACAAGGACAAGGAGGGCGAGGCAGCUGAGGUGACUGGCAGCUCUGGCUACCUGAAAGCAAAACAGUACAUGGAGGAGGAGAACUAUGACAAAAUCAUCAGUGAAUGCACCAAGGAGAUCGAGUCAGGUGGUCGAUACACUGCCGAGGCGCUCCUGCUGCGUGCCACUUUCUACCUGCUGAUUGGUAACGCUACUGCCGCUCAGCCUGACUUGGACCGGGUAAUCAACAUGCACGACGCCAAUGUGAAGCUACGAGCCAACGCUCUGAUCAAGCGAGGAAGCAUGUACAUGCAGCAGCAGCAGCCUAUGCUCUCCACACAAGACUUCAACAUGGCAGCCGAGAUCGACACGCGCAACCCUGAUGUUUAUCACCACAGGGGUCAGCUGAAAAUCCUGCUGGACCAGGUGGACGAGGCGGUGGUAGACUUUGAUGAGUGUAUCCUGCUCAGGCCCGACUCUGCUCUCGCCCAGGCACAGAAAUGCUUUGCUCUUUACAGACAAGCAUAUACUGGAAACAACCCAUCACAAGUACAGAUAGCCAUGGAUGGCUUUGAGGACGUGAUCAGAAGGUUCCCCAAGUGUGCAGAGGGCUACGCUCUUUAUGCUCAGGCUUUGACUGAUCAGCAGCAGUUUGGGAAAGCAGACGAGAUGUACGACAAGUGUAUUGAACUGGAACCAGACAAUGCAACUACAUAUGUCCACAAGGGUUUGUUACAGCUUCAAUGGAAACAAGACCUUGACCUGGGUCUAGAGCUCAUCAGUAAGGCCAUCGAAAUUGAUAACAAAUGUGACUUUGCCUAUGAAACUAUGGGAACCAUUGAAGUCCAAAGGGGCAAUCUGGACAAGGCGAUAGACAUGUUCAACAAGGCGAUAAACCUAGCCAAGUCAGAGAUGGAGAUGGCCCACUUGUACUCGUUAUGUGAUGCAGCGUACGCCCAGACAGAAGUGGCAAGGAAGUACGGGCUGAAACCUCCGACACUGUAACUCCCCCGCCAAGUGAUCGCCAAUCUCGUCUUCGCUCAACCCAACUGUGUUAAAAGUGCAACUGUUUGACUUAACUUUGAUUUGUAACAGAAAAUAUUACUGGAUUAUAUGAGAGAGGAGUGGGGGGGAAAAGGAAGAGGCCUGAAUAUAGACCGUGUUUACAUCAUAUGAAAGGGGUUUGUUAUCACGGAAAAUGGGAUUUCUAGUCACUAUCAUGCCGGACUGUGAUCCGGGUCUCUGGCUGACCUGUAGAGGUCAUCAGGGUGGGAAAUUGGGUGGGAUCGGGGGAGGAAAGGGGAGGUUCUCGCACUUAAAUCAACCAGAACAUCAUCAAACUCUUUUAUUGCUCAGAAUAUAGAGAAGGAUUGUGUCGUCCAGAAAGAAAGAGAAAAAAAAACAUACAUGAAUUGUCAUGUAUACCUGUCUAAAUCAACUAUAACUAUGUUAAAAUGUAAGAGAGUCGAAGCGUGCGCAGUCUGUCGAACCAAUUACUGACUUUAAAUCUACAGAAAAUACUGUGAGAGCUUUAUGUAGUUCUAAUGGACUGUUCACCUUGUUAAUUUAUGCUGAUCUAAAGUGGUUUUGUCCAGCUCCUUUCGUAUUGUAACAUACAUUAUCACUUCUGAAUGCAAAUUCAAAAUUGUAGUCCAAUGUGUUAACGCCUGUGUUAUGUGAUGCUGGAAUUGAAUUGAUCUCACGGACACGGCGUGUCGACAGAGAGCUUAUGUUAGCAUCCUAAAGUGUUUUUUGUUUUGUUUUGUUUUUGUUUUUUUAAUUGCGGGAUUGCCUGUCUGUGUUCUUUCUUUCUUUCUUCUUUUUCUUUUUUACAUACUUUGUGCAGCAUGUUCACUUUAUAAGUAAAUGUAAAUGCAAUGCUCGUGCUGUCUUGAACACUAGGAAGACCCCGACUACAAGAGACUUUGGGCAAAACACUUUUGAUUAGAAAAACUUAACCAACUUAAUGUCUUUUAGUUGUUGUUUUUUUUGUUGGAAAUAUUAUGUCUUUUUUUGAAUUGCCUCUACUGUCAGAAGAUGUCACAAAGGAUUGAAUAUUCAGUGUUUUUUUUUUCCUAGCUCACUUUAAGUGAUUUAUUUUCUAUUGUAAAAUGGUUAUUUUUCAUGCUACGUUUGAAUCAAGAGUAACCUUAAGACUGGUUUAUUUUUUUUCUCUCUUCAAAUUAUAUUCUCACAAACCCGAGCCUUAUUGUUUCCAACCAGCAUGCAGCACUGAGAAUCUCCUGGUACAGUGUAUGAUUUGAUAAGAAAUAAAAAUUAGUCACCACUGUUGAAUGUUUGGAACAUUUUGAAUCUUUGGUGAUGCCGAGGAAACAAAAUCACGCGCUCCAAGCUGCAGCUGGUGAAGGAUGACUUCUCUACAAAAAUCAUCGUUCUGAAAAUACAGAAUUAAAGAGUUAUUCGAGAAAUUGAUGUUACCGUCAGCAGAAACUUUGGCUGUUUUACAUUGACAUUCUUUAUCGACAUGUAUGGUGACCAAAGUGAAAGAAUAUGAAUCAUAAUAAAAUUAUAAUUCCUGAAAUGAA